Messenger RNA from Cololabis saira (Pacific saury), 2705 nucleotides. It is a transcript of the gene ppid, whose product is annotated as peptidylprolyl isomerase D. Gene Ontology annotation, molecular function: protein binding; peptidyl-prolyl cis-trans isomerase activity. Lineage: Eukaryota; Metazoa; Chordata; Actinopteri; Beloniformes; Belonidae. Bases 74 to 1186 code for a protein of 370 amino acids. Gene Ontology annotation, biological process: protein folding; protein peptidyl-prolyl isomerization. The record is from RefSeq and is a predicted model, not a curated record. The transcript has 10 exons.
UCCAUGCUCCAUUCAGAAGGCUGAAUCCGCCGGUUAGCUCAGUUAGCAGAACAAGUUAGGACCUUUUAUCAACAUGUCUCACCCAGUACCGUCCGAAAAACCCUCCAAGACCGAGAAUCCUCGCGUUUUCUUUGAUGUUGACGUUGACGGAAAAGCAGCUGGCCGGAUCAUCUUUGAGCUUUUUGCUGACAUCACCCCUAAGACGGCUGAAAAUUUCCGGGCGCUUUGUACUGGGGAGAAAGGCAUUGGAAAAUCCACAGGAAAGCCUCUGCACUUCAAGGGAUGCCCCUUCCACAGAAUCAUCAAGAAGUUCAUGAUCCAAGGAGGGGACUUCUCUAAUCACAAUGGCUCAGGAGGGGAGAGCAUUUAUGGGGAGAAGUUUGAGGAUGAAAACUUCCACUAUAAGCAUGACAAAGUGGGUCUGCUGAGCAUGGCCAACGCUGGGCCCGGCACCAACGGUUCACAGUUCUUCAUCACUACUGUCCCAACGCCACACUUGGAUGGAAAGCACGUGGUCUUCGGACAAGUCUUGAAAGGGAUGGGAAUUGUAAAAAUGUUGGAGUCCAUUGAUACCAAAGAAGAUGCCCCUAUAAAGCCUUGCGUCAUAGCUGACUGCGGAGAGCACAAGGAUGAGGAUGGCUGGGGCACCGCGACAAAUGAUGGAACCGGAGAUGCCCACCCAGACUUCCCCGAGGACUCAGAAAUCGACUUUAAAGAUGUUGAUAGCGUUCUGUCAGUUGCUGAAGAUGUGAAAAAUAUUGGAAACAACCUUUUUAAGAGCCAAAACUGGAAAGGUGCUGUAAACAAAUAUAGUAAAGCCCUCAGGUACCUGGAGAUGAGUGGAGAUCUAGUGGAGGAAGAGGCGCAGAAGAAGCUGGAGCCGACUGUCGUCAGCUGCUUCCUUAACACGGCUGCUUGCAAUCUAAAGAUGCAGCUGUGGCAGGAUGCUCUGGACAGCUGCACUGAGGCUUUAGAGCUGAAUGAAGCAAACACUAAGGCACUUUUCCGGAGGGCCCAGGCCUGGCAGGGGUUGAAGGAAUUCGAAAAAGCCUUGGUUGAUCUGAAGAAAGCUCAGGUUAUUGCUCCAGAAGAUAAAGCUAUCAACAACGAGAUGAAGAAGGUCCAUCUUAAAAUCCAGGAAGAGAAGGAGAAAGAGAAGAAAAUCUAUGCCAAAAUGUUUGCGUGAACAGUUAACCUCACAAUGCAUUUAAUCAUUUGCUAAUAUUUAAAUUUACCUCCUGACCACACACACACACACACACACACACACACACACACACACACACACACACACACACACACACACACUUUGAGGCCUAGUAUUCUCAUGCAUCCUGGGUGGUUAAAUCACAAGUGGGCCGGUCUGGAGGCCACAUGUGAUUGUGUCUGUUAUGUUCUCUGUAUGCUGAUAAAUAUGUAGUCAAACAUCAUGCUGACAAACAAACAGGAUGUGACAUUUUCUGUGAAUGGAUUAUUUUAAGUAUUUAAUUUGGAAGCAUCUUGGUGGAAAUGGAAAAGUCUUUUCUAGUUGGUCUUAGAUAAUCCUUCAAUAUGGCCGAAGACACACUUAUGUCAACGCUGUUGAGAGAUUGGCGCUGGUGAUCGGACCACCCGGGACUUACGUUAGCACCACUGGAGAACAUUUGAGUCUGCUGUCAUGUGAAAAUGUUGUUACAGUAUUUGAAUCUUUCUGCUUCAUGUUCCGCCUGGACAUUUCUUACGUUUUGUGUCUUUAUAAGGGAGUAUCUUUGUGAAGCUUUAACGUCAUCUCAUUUUGUUGUAAAAAGUGUCUUCACUGUGAUGAAUAGUUUGAGUCUUAUGUAAUAUUCGCACUGGACUAAAAACGACCUCUGGACCUGCAGUAAUUAUAAAAUUACACCCCAACAUCCACAUUUAAUUCCACACAUUCACACUGGAUAAACAGUCUGUUUUACUGUAAUUUAAAGACAUUGAUCCUGGAAGUGACAUUGAGGCCUCAUAUUUUUAUUAAACAUUACAUUUAAAUAGAUUUAAAAGCAUCUGAUCCACUCGAGUUAGAUUUCAGUGACACGUCACAUCUUGAGAACUGACUAAAUUGGAAAAUGGCGUAUUGGCCUAUGCUUUAAGUUGCCUUGGUAACGGUAAACGUGACCAGAACUUUUGUCAAAUCCCUAAAUGUUUAGAGAAGCUUUUAGCUUGUUGAAAGAGUUUCUUACCCUGUGAUGCAGCCACACGUCUUCAUCUCAUUGUCCUCAUUCAGCAGCUAAAAAUAUCAGACCACCACAUUAUGAACUGCAAUUGGUGCAAAUUAUGCCAGGAAAGAGGCAGGAAAAGCCAGGAGCAAUUUAAAGAAAAGAUUCCAGCUUGCACAUCACCAAAUUACUGACGUGCAUUUGGAUGGGAUUUAUCACCCCAUGACCUCGGUGUUGGCUGAAGAAGGGUAGGUAAUGUGGAAUUUUUACUUUACCGAUCAUUCACACGUCGCAUUUGGACGGGAUUAAAAUCACAGACGUCCAUGAUUACAAAUUACCGCAGUUCCCAGAUGAUUUUAAUCCCGUGCAAAUGGGACAUUAGUCUGGUCUCACACUGGCCUUUAUUGUGAAGUUUUAAAGAAUAGAAGAGUCAAGUUUUGUUGCAUCACUUCAUGCAGUAUCUUUCCCCCGAUACACCGCAUCUUGUUUUUUUUACUGAGGUAAAUUUAAAAUGAAUAAAUAAAUCAACAACCA